Messenger RNA from Scophthalmus maximus (turbot), 10742 nucleotides. RefSeq names its product G patch domain containing 8 (gene gpatch8). Gene Ontology annotation, cellular component: nucleus. The record is from RefSeq and is a predicted model, not a curated record. The transcript has 7 exons. NCBI's taxonomy places the organism in Eukaryota, Metazoa, Chordata, Actinopteri, Pleuronectiformes, Scophthalmidae. Gene Ontology annotation, molecular function: nucleic acid binding. The coding region runs from base 5192 to 9529 and encodes 1445 amino acids.
GGUGGGAAUCACUUUGACCAGUAUGAAGAGGGCCAGCUGGAGCUGGAGCAGGCGUCCCUGGACAAGCCCAUCGAAUCGGACUGUCCCUGCCUCCUUAGUGUGACCCUCUAAGGUGGUAGGAUUUAUGGCAGUUAUCCACAAGUGUCACCUCUCGGAGCUGUUGGUAAAUGCUUUGGCCCAGCCUCUCGGAGCCCCUCCCCUGCCACUUAUUGUGUGUGAUCUAUAGGCAGCUAGAGGUCUGUGGUACUUUAUUGGGAUCUUUUUUUCCUCUUUGUCUCUCUUCCCCCCCUUUGGCCUCUUCUCUUUUUCUCUAACAUUGUUUUUGCAUUGCAUGUGUUAACUUGGUAGCAUUCAGUGCUAUUUCCUCUCAACACUUCUGUCCUAAAUCACUACUACGGUUUUUCCCUUUUCCAAAGUCAUUCCUCCCACGUCUCCUGCCCCUUCCAGUCCCUCAAACCUCCCCUCUUCCUCCUCCUCCCUCCCCUUACCUGACCCCGUCUCAGAGCGAUAUGCAGUGGGCAGCCUCAGAGCCACAGAAAGCGAACACACAGAUCUAACAAACGUGACGAUUCAUUUCUGGGCAGGUUUAUCCAAGCUGCGGUAAUUCCGAUUUCUCUCUAAAUACAGUCACUGAGCCCCGACAGACAUUUUAGGUGUCGGCCUAUCAGCUGUCUCCAAAGUACGAGGUGUGGUAGCUUUAUUUAUCCACACCGUAUUUUUCCCACAGCUGUUUGUCCCUGUUAACUGUUAGACUUCUGGCAGCUAUUGUUAAGAAGAAGAACACAUGGAAAAGGUCAAACUCAACCCUUUUAAUGUAUGGCCCUUAUUCUCUGUACAACACCUCAAGCUCUCAAUUUAGCACCAGUCUUAACCUAGUGAGCAGCAGGGGUCAUGGGUGCAAGGUCGUCAUUGAAGCCCCUUUAAAAAAAAAAACAAUAAACAAACCAAAAAGAGGGUAAAAACCAGUCUGACCACCUUCCCUCAAACUCAGCGGAAAUACUUUUGUUACAGUCUCUGUUUAAAGUUCGCUUGAUGAAUGGGGUCUUCAGAUUCAUGAGGUAAGUAUUUGUUUUUAAAUUAUUAUAAGUAGAGUUGAUAUUAAUUGGACUUAAGGUGCUCAGUGAAUGAAAUCUUUAAUCCCCUUCACAUUAAAUCGUUUUACGGAGAAGUAGGGGCCUUCUGCUUUCAGAUGUUUGCCACUUGUCGCACAGAGACAAUUGUUUUCCUUUAGUCACACCAACAACAGUAGUGGGAGUAGAGUCCAGGAAUGUACGGCACCAGGGAGCUGCAUUAGUUUAUGAGGAGCAGCAGUCUGUCCCUGACCAGCUCCUGCCAGAAGACAUUCCUCAGGGACACGAGAAAAAAGGAUGAUGAGUAACUGCAGCAACCCACUCCUUGCAAGACGGCUAAAGAGUCUGUCACAGCCUUUGUUUUGAGAACAUGCAAAAUCUAAGAUCUGUUAAAGAGCAGCCAACCAGGAACAUUUACAGAAUAUGUGCGGUUUUGCUUACUUUAGGUUGAGUAACUCAGAAAUGUCUUAUACCCACACAAACACAACCAUUCUUGACACAUAUAAAUGUCUCUAUAUACUGAAGUAAUAAGAUUCCUAAAUGCUCUGAGGUCUCUAGGUGUGGUCCCCUGCAUAUCUCUUCCUUUACCCAGAUCUAUCUAUCAAUUUUAUUUGGAUAACAUUUCUUUAUUUUAUUUUCCCUUUCUCCUGUAUUAACACCCCAUUGGUGGAUUUAUUGACAUGCCUACCCUUUUUUUCUGUUUGUAUACAGUAUUGUGUUUGUUUAAAAGCAGACAGAGAUUUGCAUUUUUUAAGAAAACUAGAGAAGCUAGCAGAAUUGCAGUUGAAAGCGUUUUGGCCGGUUUCUUACGUUGUGUCACGUGUGACUGUUUUUUUGACAGCCCAGUAUUUUAAAGCCAGGUUCGUAUGGAAAUGCCUUCACUCCACUUGCACUGCUGUUGGACUCGCCGUCGUUGCUUUCAUCCGUCUGUCUGUCAAUUCUUUUGGUGCACUCAUCUGUUGUUCAACAUGCAGUCUGCGCCUCAUCUCCGCCCCCCUGGCCUUUGCUGAGCCCUUUGGAAAAAUAAAAAAAGCUGAUCUCUUUAUUAGUAUUUGCAGUAGCGACUGGUGCCUCAUUCAACCUGCCCUUUUUUUGUUCUUAAAUCUCCCUGAGAUAAAAUAAAAAAUGUCAAAUAUUUAGAGGAGUAUGUUUAAUUUAAUGUUCUGCAGAGGUUCUCCUUUCACUGUGAACCCCUUGAUCCGACAUCUCUGAGGAUUGUGUAGAGGUAGAGCAAGACUAUUUCUUAAGGUGCGUUUUUAUUUUCCUCCUUGCUCCCCAGCCUCCUACAUCAGCUAACCCCCCAAAUUGAUAUAAAUGUUCAUGUGCAGAUGGUUCUUGCACCAUAAUACUGCAGUAAGGGACAGAAGCGUUCUCAAUGUCGGUGGGAGGGGAGACAUUCACUGCAGCAGAUUCUGCAGUGUUUCCCCACACAAUGAAGUCAGGGGGACAUUUUGUCCAGACGGCAGGAGUAAGCACACCUUCACCAGCCAACACAGCCUGCGCAUCUCACGACAUGUCCAGAAACUGACGGGCUAGAAAGCGUCCUACUCGGUGACAGCAUGAUAAUUUAAACCUUCUGUGUCAAUUUUAUUGGCCGAUACAGGCAGGCUUGCCUCUGGGUCUCUGCCCCACCGUGUGAGGCCCAGCCCAGAUUCCUCCCUUAUCUCAUCCCGCAGAGGAAGGUAUCCGACAGUCACAUAGCUCAAACAUCAUGAACUGGAGGGGGGGGAUAACCAAACCCUAACAGAAACAGGAAGCGAGGCAGGGUAUCUGAGGCAAACAUCAGCCAGAUAUUUUGAAUGUUUUCAUUCUAGUCAUCACGGUGAAGACGUUGUAAUGUGACGGUUCUUAAGUCUGACAUACUGUUUUUCUUCCAGAAAUGUUAAAUGGGGCAAAGGAAGGCAACAGUUUGCUCUGAAAUACCAACCUUGGUUUAAAAAAAUAAAAGGGGGGGUAAAACCAAAUGUAUCCCAAUUGAUCCCUUGUGGGCGGAGAUGCAGUGUGUGCUGUGUGUGUGACUACCACCCCCCUUCACAUGCACUAACCCAUUACGAGCCCAGCUCACCUCCACCGCCCUAGAACAACUCACCUUCACCAUGGCUCAGCCUGCUCGGUUCUGCCCCCGUGUCCUGACCUCCUCCGUUUGUCAAAGAGAACUAAUUGAGCCGCGUUGAGCCAUCACCUUCCUCUCUGUGCCUGAUCCACCUGAGACUAACACAGUUGGAGUUCUGUUAACCCAUCCAUCCACCACAACCCCAGCCCGCCCCACCCCUCUGUAUGUGUACCAUUCCCAGUGCGCUACUAACACCGACGAUCCUUUUUGUUAAAACUCUUUAACAAAAAGCUGCAUGCUGUUGUUUUUUUUUUGUUUGUUUUUUUCUUCUGUUUUGUACCAACCCCUUCACUUUCUGUUUGUGAAAGUUGACGUCAACCUCUUUGUGAUUAUAAAUAUCCUUUUUGUUUGGUUUGUAUUUUUUUUUCUUCGUAGAAUGCAGCACUCUGGUGAAUGUUAGACAAGCUUGGAAUAGUUAUAAUCACAACAGAAACAACCCACUGCUUAUUAAGAACUCUCAUUGUUUCCUGUUUAUUUGUGCUUGAGGAUGUAAUGUAGUGUGUAGUGGUGGGACGGUCUUGCAUUUCACUUAAUGUUUUUUUUAAUUUUCUUGCUGACCCACACUAGUGAUAUAACAAGUCUCGGACAUGCACAUUGGGUCCCACAGUGUCCUAGGAAUCCCUGUUGUGAAUAUUCCUGCCCUUCUCUCCAACCUCUUUGAUUCAUGAUCAGUUGCCUGGUCUUGUCCACUUCAGCGAGUCCGCAAAUCCAUGUACCGAUCUGUCACCACGUUCUUUUAAGUUAAUUACUUUCACUCUGAUAAAAACAGCACUUCUCUUGGAAAUUUCCUGGAAAUCACUUCUUCUUUGCUGCUUCAAAAUGUGGUCGCGCUGUGCUGGGGAAAAGAAGGAGUGAUUUCCGGUAGUGAAGCGUGAAUAUGUCAUGCUGAAAAAUAUCACAUAUCGGGAAAAAUCUCUAAUUGUAGAAACGAUUACAUUGUCUUUGGUCAAAUUAGAAGCGGGCUAACGGCAUAAAUCCUUAUGCUACAGUAAAAAGUAUUAACGCGGUUGGGAACAGACCACUGAUAACUGACCAGAGAGGCUGGAGGUGUCCAGGAACGUGCAAAACAGAUGUUCCUAGUUCAUCUAGUGGGGCCACAUGCACACGACGCCUCCCUCUCUUCACCUGCACACCCACACAUCCCCUCACACGUGCAUAUUCCGUCCACCCCUGGGCCUUGUAAUGGUAAUCCAAGGCCCACUAGCUCCACUUCUGUCUCUUCCCUCUCGCUGUAUUUCUUUUGUGACAGCUGCAUAUGUUUCAUGGUGGUAACCCCCCCUCCCCCUCCCCCUCCCCCUGUCAUGGUUACGGAAUCAUAGCAAGCUUGGAGUUUCUGGUCUUCGUCUUUGUUAAUGCAAGAUUUCCAUACCUGUUCUGUGUCACUUUUCUUUGUGUACUAAGAUCUUGCUCUGUAGUGGUUUCGUAUAUGUAUGCGUGUGAUACAUAUAGUACCCUCCCCUUCCUCCUCCUCUUAACUUCUCAGUUAGUGGAUGUGACUUGAUGUUUUAUCUUUAUCACCCCCCCCCCCCCAAAAAAAAAAUGCUUAUGCCCAAUUCCUUUGCCUUUUAAAAAGGUUUUUUAAGCUGCACUGCCACUGUAGAAAGGUACGCUGUAGUUUACAGGCUACACAUAGCCUCAUGUAUUCAACCUACUCUUCCUCUCAGCCCCCCCCCCACCCCCCAUCUCCCCCAACCCACCCUUAACUACCACUCCCUGUGCUGGAAAACACUGAUGUUACACGCUGUAGGUGAUGUGGAUGACGAUAAUGAUGAUGAUGGUGAUGGUGGUGGUGGUUGUGAUGAUGAUGAUGAUGAUAGCGUGAUCUGAGUGUGUUAUUUUGUUUUGUGUGUUUGUUUGUUUUUUAUGACCCGUGCCCACGGGGAAAAGCUCAUCUUAUUAUUGGAAUAUUUUUGGUUUUUUUCUCCUCUCUUCUCUCUGCCAGGAUAACAUCGGGCACCGGCUGCUUCAGAAACAUGGCUGGAAGUUGGGGCAAGGCCUUGGCAAAAGCAUGCAGGGACGCACCGACCCUGUGCCCAUUAUCCUCAAAUAUGAUGUCAUGGGGAUGGGACGGAUGGAGAUGGAGCUGGACUAUGCAGAGGACGCCACAGAGAAGAGAAGAGUGCUCGAAGUGGAGAAGGAGGAUACAGAGGAACUGCGGCAAAAAUACAAGGACCAGGUGGAAAAGGAAAAAGCCAUCGCAAAGGCUCUGGAAGACCUGAGAGCCAAUUUCUACUGUGAGCUAUGUGACAAACAGUACACCAAGCACCAGGAGUUUGACAACCACAUCAACUCUUAUGACCACGCUCACAAGCAGAGGCUCAAAGAGCUGAAGCAGAGAGAGUUCGCCCGUAACGUUUCGUCACGUUCCCGAAAAGGCGGAAAGAAGCAAGAAAAGAUGCUGCGGCGAUUGCACGAGUUGGCAGAGCAGAGGAAACACCAGGACCGGACUCCAGGAAGUGGGCCCAUGUUCAAACCCACCACAGUGGCCGUAGACGGAGAGACGGCAGAAGACGGGGACAACAUGACGCCCGAGAACCCUGCUUUGACGGAGUGUGUCCCGGAGCCGGAAAAAAGCCAAGCCUCCCCAAAGCCUGGCCCAGCCAUCAGCUUCUCUCUGGGCAAGAACAGCUCCUCCUCCCCGACCCCGAGCAGUGCGUCCAAAGUCAGCGUCUCCUUCUCUUUUGCCAAGAAAGCUCCGGUGAAGCUGGAGACAGCGGCUGCAGUGUUUGCCGAUCACGGUGAGGAGGCCAUGGAGGACGAGGAGAGCCAGGACGGGGAAAAGGCAGGAGGACAAGAGGAGACACCCGUCUCCGGAACAGAAAGCCCCAAGGGAGUAUCGGGAGGAGUUGAAGGAGGAGAGGGCGAGGAGGCGGCGGGGACAGAGGAGGUGCAGCAGCCCGACGACGGAGCCUCGCUUGCCUCCACACUUAACAAGCUGAAGAUGAUGAUGAAAAAGGAGGAAGGAUACGCCGGACAGGAGCCUCAGUACUAUCACUAUAUACCUCCAGCUCACUGCCGCGUGAAACCACACUUUCAGUUUUUGUUGUUCAUGAAGGCGACGGAUCAGUGUGAGAUCAAAGUAGAUGAAGACGAGGAGGAGGAGGAAGACGAGCUGGAAGAAAAGAAGAUUAAAGAAAGCCCCGAACGAGAACCGAAUCCCGACGUUACAGAUUCUAGCCCGAACAAGCCCGAACAAGAACAAGAGGAAAAACAAGAGGAAGAGGAAAAGGAAGCCACUUCAACCGCCGAUUCCGAGCCAACUCCUCCGUCACCUAAAGUGAAGACGCAGGACGUGUCUUCAUGCGCGGCAGACGCGGCAGACGUGGCAGACGCAGUUUCCACGGCACCAACUUCACCCCUGCAAAAAGCAGAGAACACACCAGUUACUAUGGAUUCCAAUUCCGGCCCUAAAAUCCCCACUGGUCCCUUCUUCCCAGUUCUUAGCAAAGAUGAAAGCACCACCCUGCAGUGGCCCUCUGAGCUCCUUGAGUUCACAAAAGCACAGCCUUCCCUGUCUUACAGCUGUAAUCCCCUCUACUUCGACUUCAAGCUCUCCCGCAAUAAAGGAGCACGUGGUGGUAAAGCGGCAAAGUCGCCUAAGCCCGAAGAAUCUGACGACAAGGGGCAAGAGGUGGCGACCUCAACAGCGGAAGUAGACACGACUACUACUAAACCCGGGACCAGCGCCGACAAAGAAAAGUCGGUGACGAAGGGAGAAACUGGCAAAUUAGAAGGUGAUGAGCAAAAGCCUGAAACUGGCAGCAGCAGUGCCAAGAAGAAAAAGAAGAAGAAGAAGCAUAAGAAGUCUGCAAAGCACUCAAAGCGCAAAGAAAAAGAAAAAGGAGCGGCACAAGACGCAGAAGGAGAGACGGAGGUAAUGCAAGAAAAGCCCAAGAAGAAGAAAAAACACAAACGGAAGAAGAGCAAAAACAAAGCUCCCAAUCAGGAAGAAGCUGCAGGUGACGAAAAGGAGAAGGCGAAACCAAAGUCGGAAGAUAAAGCUGUUUCCUCCACUGUUCAGCUGACAACAGGAGGGGGAGGAGCCACAGCAAAUACAGGAGUCGAGUUGGGGAAGAGGAAACGUUCCGCUAAGGAAGUGCCUUCCAAGUCUGCGGCAGAGGAAGGAGGAGCCAGAAAAAGCUCAGAUAAGGCGAACACCUCCGAGGAGCACAGCGGCGCCAAGCGCCAAAAGACGGAGUCUGGCGCAUCUCAAGGUGCCUCCUGCUCCACCUCGGCCCAGAAGAGUCCCGGUCCAGGUAGACCCCCGAGCAGCGAGAGCGAAGAGGAAGGGGGCUCCAACACUCAACGCUCACGCCAUCACCGGUCAAGUCCCCGGGAACAGCGGCGCCACCACAGUGAGGAAUCCAGGCGCUCCUGCAGCCGCUCGUCAAGACGAGGGGAGAGACGGGGCACCAGCCGGCGGCGCCACCGCGGCAAAACCUCCCACAGUCACUCCUACUCCAGCAGCUCCGAGCGCUCCUCGGCGGGCAGCAGCGCCUACAGCCACCGCAGCCGCAGCUACUCCGACAGCUACAGUGACGACAGCGCCGAGGGCCGCAGGCGGCGACGCUCCAAGCGUUCCUCAGAAUCUGAGUACGAGCGGAGGGGCAGUCGAGGACGCAGGCGCUCCAGGAGACACCAGUACUCCUCUUCGUCCUCGGACGACUCCCGCUCGCGUUCGCGCAGCUACAGCCGCAGGAAGCGGCACCGGCGGCACCACCGGAGCAGCUCCCGCAGCUCCAGCAGCUGGAGCCGCAGCACCAGCGCCAGGUCCUGGAGGCGCAGCUACAGCCGGAGCCAUAGCUCCGCCAGCCGCUCCUCCAGCUCGGCCAAAGUUUCCCCCCACCGCCGGGUUCCCAGGGGCCGCGGUGACGGCGACGCACUCCGCAGAGACUUCAACCGCUCUCGCAUCUACCGCUCACAGUCCCCACGAUCCAGAGGCCUUAACCGCAACGCCCACUCGUCCAGUUCUCAAGCUCUGAGGCCAGGAGGGUCCCGGGACGCAGGGGAGCAGAAGAACUCCCUCACCGCACGGCAACUUCUGGAGAGGGUUCAGUCGAAAAAAAGUUCCGACGAUUCCGCCACUGGAACAAAAUCUGGCGUUAAGAUUAAAGACCCGCCUCAGGGCUACUUUGGUCCCAAACUACCCCCGACCUUGGGGAGUAAAGCCAUGCUUCCGCUCUUUGGCAAACUGCAGGCAGGGAAGAAGCCCUUGAUUCCCUUAACCAGACCGGACGAGGGCGAGAAAUCAGGAACGGGGAAGGAGGCCGAGGCCGAAGUCAUCCUGGUAGAGCCCAUCAGGGAAUUUCCUCCUCCACCGCCGCCUCCAGCUCCACCUGUUCAAAAGGUUGAGGAAGCCCCACAGAUCACCGUCGUACAGGAGGAGACGCAGCACCCAGCUACAGAAGAAGUGCUCCAAGACCCUCAGCAGUUGUUUGAACAGGAGCCUUCCAUGAUGAUGCCUCAGUACCAAGGAGAUCCAGGACAGGACCCCUCCCAGAACCCCAUGAUGGAGCCCCUCAUGCCGGAAAUGCAGCAGCCCCAGCAGAUGCACGCGUACCCUGCGUAUCCACCGCCCGACCUGGAGGGCGAGGGCAUGGAGGCGGAGGAGGACGGACUGGCUCCUCUGGAGAGUCAGCCCAUCACCUUCACGCCGGAGGAGAUGGAGAAGUACAGCAAGCUGCAGCAGGCAGCGCAGCAGCACAUCCAGCAGCAGCUUAUGGCCAAGCAGGUCAAGACGUUCCCCUCGGCCGCCGCUGCAGCAGCUGCUGCCAACAUGGCCGCCAACUUGGCGCCGGCUCCGCCUCAGCCGACCCUGCAGCAGAUCCACAUCCAGCAGCCAACCGUGUCCAUGGCCUCCGGCACGUCGAUCACCACCAUGCAACAUGCCAUCCUGCAACACCACGCCGCCACCGCCGCGGCCAUGGGCAUACACCCGGCGCACGCCCACCACCCGCACCCCGCGCACGCCCAGUUGGCCCAGGUGCACCACAUUCCCCAGCACCACUUCACCCCCAUCUCCCUGUCCCAUCUGGGCCAUUCCCUGGGCCACUCCCUCGGACACUCCCUGGGCCACUCCCUCGGACACUCGCUGGGCCACGCGGGGAUGAUCCCCGCCCACCAUACCGCCUUCCUCUCUGGUCAGCCCAUACACAUUAUUCCCGCCUCCGCACUUCACCACACCCCUCUGGCUCUGCACCACGUCCCACAUGGCCUCUACCCGACACUCUUCACACCUCGGCCCUCGCAGGCCGCCGCCGCCGCAGCGGCGCUCCAGCUCCACCCACUCCUACACCCGAUAUUUUCAGGGCAGGACCUCCAGCACCCCCCCAACCAUGGCUCUUGAGUAAUAAUGAAAGUGAGAGUUAGUAUCACAGCUCUGGUGGGAAGACGUGACCUGAAAUGUCUUGGUUGGUUUGGGGGUAUCAGAUGAAGUCGUGGCGACGGGGUUGCAGGAAGCUCGUCCAACCACCGUUCUACUGGCCGACACGGUGCAGCAAGUUGUAGCCACAAAGUGGUGCUGCCUGCGUCGGCUUUAAAAUCGACUCUUAAAGACUUUUCUUAUAGUUUGCCCUGUAUUUAUGGGGCAGGGGGUCAGUUUAAAGAGACUCGCUCAAGACACUGGUUUAUACUCCACGUAGGGGGAAUAUUAACAGAAUCCAUUUUGUUUUGAUGACAGAUCAGAAGAAACCACUGGAGUUUUGUCGUUACUCGUUUUUCCACUUAAAAUAUAUUAAUCUCACAGUUUUUUUCCGCUUAUGUUUGGUAGCCAAAGAGAGACGGGAGGAGGAGGCGGGGGCUCGAAACCGCUUUGACUCUUUAACGUAAACGUCAGACGUGCUAUUUCAUAAUGUAGAUCUUUCUGUUUUCACACGACUACUCGCUUUCUUAUCGGAUCCCCAGUCUCAAGAAUAGUUUGUAACGCAGUAACUUGUACAUAUAUCAGUGUGUAAUGUGAAGAAUCCCGCCAAUGAUGACCAUUAUGUAAUCACAGCAGCGGUGUCCCGGUCGGCAUGACAUUGUCAUUCAAGACCCCCCCUCCUCUCUAAGGGUUGAAAUGUGAUGUGGGGGUUUUUAAUAUCCGUGACGCUCGUGUUCUCCAUGGUGAGAGGGUACACCUGAAUGAAUUGCACUGAAACCUGUACAUCAUGAUGGUGCUUUGUGCAUCAUGUAACAAUAAGAUUGUAGUAUACUGCAAUAACUGUAUUUUUUUUUUCUGUUUUUAAAUUAUUUUCCAGAAAUGCUCCUUCAUAAGAAGGACUUUGUGUUUUUUCUUUUUUUGUUGUUUUUUUCCUUGUGUAAUUUUGUAAAUAAAACUGCUGUAGAUUAACCUAUUAACACUCUAGAGGUUUGUGACUGCUGUUUGGAAAAAAAGUUUAAAAAAAAUGACGAGUGGGACAGGAAAAUGGACGCUUGUCUUUUUACCAAGGUUAUUUCUAAAUUCCCCCCCCCGGCUGAGACUGGGACGAGCGAAGGAUCGUGGUCUGUCAAACAGUAGCAGCGCUGUAUUUUUUAAAGACUUAACUCUGUUUUCAGCAAAUAAAAAAAUCUUGAGUUCA